UUUGUCACGUCUUACACUGUUAUACUCAUCAUUGUUGAUCUCUUAUGAGUAUCUUUUCUAAUUGGUCAGUAGGUAAAUAUAGAUACUUCAUGUCCAGUGCCGAGUUUGUUUAUGUCUGCGAUAGAAUUGUAAGUUGCAUUCGUCUCUUUCUUUGUCAGUCUGCUACAUCCCAGUGGUUGGUGAUGAUGUAUCCUUAGAGUAUUGUACUUAGUUUAAUUCGUGAUCAAACGCAAUCUAACCAAAUUAUCUGCGAUAAAAAAAUUCAUUGUGAAAGUUUUUGUGUUUGCCAUUUUGUGUCUGUGUUCUGUGUUUUAUAGUUGGAAUACAAACUGAUACAUACAGAAUUAUAUUUUUUUGUCAGCGCAUCCACGAGUUUAACCAAGUUUGAAGUUUUUGAAGGCAGUUUUUGUUUCAUCUCAGACUCAGGUUACAAAAAGUUGAAGCUCAGAGAAGACCAAAUCACUGAAGUACAUGAUAUCCGCCCCUAAUAAGUACCAGAUAAAUUGUUGAUACAUACAUGAUUCCAAAUUUGAAUCAUGUCGUCGAAUGAAGCUAGCGUUUCAACGUGCACAUCCACUGAAGAUUUCUGGUGUAGUACAGCUGAAUUUCACGAAGCAGAGUUUGUUUGGAAAAUAAGUGAUUUCAGUUCUCUCGACGACAAGGGUGAACGGAUAAAAUCUGAAACAUUCUCAUCUCCUACAAACGAUAAAUUUAUAUGGUAUUUGGAUUUUAACUUCAGAGGCUUUAAUAAGGAAACCGAUAUAUUUCGUGUAUAUCUAAACCUGAGUAACAAAAGCGAAUCUGAAACUGAAAGAGUAUUCGCAAAAUACACAUUUUCCAUUUUGAAUAAUGAAGAGGAAAAAAACUAUAAGCCUAUACCGAAUUUUUUGGGUCAUGAAUUCGGCAUUGAUGGUGAUGAUGAUAAUUGGGGUUGGGAUGAUUGUCCCAAGAAAAACAAAACUUUCAGAAGUGAAUUCUUACAAAAUGAUACGUUAAUGAUUUCAUUCCAGAUGAUAUUUUUCGAAUUGAACGACAGAAAUAUAGCUAGUAUGUUUCACCGUUGUAACACUAUUCAUCUUAAACAACUUUCCGAUAAUUUGGCUUCGGUUCUUGAGAAUCCUAAUUUUGCAGACUUCUCGAUUUCAGCAAAUGGUAAAAAUUAUCAGGUUCACAAAGCUAUUUUGGCUGCGCGUAGUACCUAUUUCGCCAAGAUGUUCGAAAGUGGCAUGAAAGAAAAUCAACAAAAUCGUGUAGAAAUUACCGAUGUAAGUGAAGACAUUAUGGACGAAAUGUUGAAAUUUAUUUACACCGGAGUAUGUGAAAAUUUGGAUAAAUUAGCCGACGACUUAUUAAUCGCUGCUGACAAGUAUGAUAUAGGUCAUCUGAAGAAGGUUUGCGUAGAGUCGAUUUACAGUAAGUCUUUAUGUGUAGAGAAUGCGCUGAAUACAUUGAUAUUGGCGGACCAGUAUAAUGCGAAUAAACUUAAAUCAAUGGUGAUUGACUUUAUCGUAGCUAAUUCAUCUGAAAUAAUGGAGUCGGCUAAAUGGAAUGAAAUUAUGCCAAUGUAUCCUCAUCUCUUGAACAGUAUAUGUCAGGCGAUGCGGCAGUUUCUCGUAAUACCAAAAACUAAGUAGGCGUAAUUCUACUGAAUAUGUAAUCAGUAAUACCUGUAAUAAUUUUACCUAAUUUUUAAGCUUUUAUUUUAGUGUUUCUUACUCUUACAGCUUAAACCUAAAUAAAUGAGCUUUAUUCGUUAA
This is a messenger RNA of Planococcus citri (citrus mealybug), 1757 nucleotides long. RefSeq names its product speckle-type POZ protein B-like. Gene Ontology annotation, cellular component: nucleus; cytoplasm. The record is from RefSeq and is a predicted model, not a curated record. The transcript is spliced from 2 exons. The coding region runs from base 537 to 1634 and encodes 365 amino acids. Gene Ontology annotation, molecular function: ubiquitin protein ligase binding. Gene Ontology annotation, biological process: regulation of proteolysis; proteasome-mediated ubiquitin-dependent protein catabolic process. Lineage: Eukaryota; Metazoa; Arthropoda; Insecta; Hemiptera; Pseudococcidae.